Molecule: messenger RNA, 1461 nt
Organism: Aureobasidium vineae
Lineage: Eukaryota; Fungi; Ascomycota; Dothideomycetes; Dothideales; Saccotheciaceae
Source: the annotation of a GenBank genome assembly
AUGUCGUGGUUCAGACGAGAUCCGCCCAAUACAGUCAAUGAUACANGUGCAUGGGGCCACAAAUUCGUGCUCACAGACGAGCACCUAACACUAGAACAAAUGAACCCAGCAAAACACACAUGGGACUACCUAGGCGAAAACGCAUUAAACCGACUAAACGAAAUCUCGCCACCACCACCACGUACCCCUGAGAAAAAGUCAGAGGGCAAAGAACCAUUUCCUGAUGAUGAAAAGCAACCGAAGCCGGAUGUUAAACCUAAGAGGGAUUUGUUUGCAUUGCUGCGUGAUCAUGCUGGAGAGGACGAGGUGUUGCAGCAGCUCUGGCAGCAGGUAAACACGGUACCCGAGUGGGUGGAUUGGGAGCAGGUUGCUCGUGGCCAGGAUGUAUUUUACCGGUAUGGCGGGCCUGUUCUCACUGGACUGGCUUAUCAAUCUCUUCUCGGCGGACUCGGUGCAGCUCGAGUGACAGAGGUUCUAUCAAGGACGGGAGGAUUUGCAGUAGAUGUGGCGAGGAACCGUCUUUUCGAGANNACUACACAAUAUCUGCUACAGUGCACGAAGUCACUAGCAGAUAUACAGCCCGGUGGCGAGGGAUGGGCAGCCACGAUACGAGUACGACUAUUGCAUGCCACUGUACGAAACCGCAUCAUGAAACUGGCAGAGACACGGCCGGAAUACUUCGAUACCGCAAAAUUAGGAGUGCCCAUCAACGACAUGGAUUGCGUUGGCACGAUUGUCAGCUUCUCAAGCGCACUAAUCUAUCUGUCAUUACCACGCCAAGGCAUCUAUCUUCGUCCACAAGAAAUCGAGGACUACACUGCGCUAUGGCGGUACAUAGCGUAUGUGAUAGGAUGUCCAACCGACGGUCUUCUGGAAACAAAAGAGCAGAGCAAACGCAUCCUCGAUUGCAUCAUGAUGCACGAAAUCGCGCCAACACGCACAUCACAGAUCCUCGCAAACAACGUAAUCAGAAGUCUGCAAGACAAACCGCCAGGCUACGCGUCCGCUGAUUUCCUGCUCGCUGGAGCUCGAUGGUUGAAUGGCAACAAGCUUUGCGAUGCUUUGGCACUCCCAAAGCCGAGUAUAUACUACACGGCUCUAAUGGCUGGCCAAUGCAUCUUCUUCGGAUUCUGGUGCUACACCAAUCGCAUGAACAAGUCAACAGACCAGAAGAAGUUGGUAGUGCUGCGAGACAUAUUCUGGAAGAUCAUAGUCAAGGGAGGAUUGAAGGGCGAGGAGUCGACCUUUGACUUCAAAUACGUUCCCGAGUACAGUAUCAUGACCGAAAUGGGCGGUGUUGAGGAAGUCAAGACCAAGUCGGAGAUUGAGAUUGCGAGUCUCAAGUGGUUGCUGAUGGGCGUCGCUGUCGUGUCAGUGGUCGGAUUUGUAGUGGUCAAAGUCGGAUUCUUAGGAGCGCGUCUAGCAACCUGGGGUGUCAAGAGCGCAUGGGACCUUUUGUAG